Messenger RNA from Phytomonas sp. EM1, 766 nucleotides. Lineage: Eukaryota; Euglenozoa; Kinetoplastea; Trypanosomatida; Trypanosomatidae. The record is from the annotation of a GenBank genome assembly.
GUUAUUACCAUAUAAGAUUGACCGUGUCCAUCAUAGUAUGGUGGUUGGGGCAGAUCAAGGGGGCAACACACUUACUAAUGUUGCUUUUCACACGGAUUCAGUUGAUUGUUCUUUCACACCUGGACUCGAGGAGAAGCUCGAGGAACUCAUGUCUGCGCUGAAACAUAAUGAUUCCGAUGAAUGGCCUGGCAAACCAUGUGACAACGAGGUUGAUCUGCUUGCCAUUAUGACCGCAGCGAAGCAGGAAACCCCUAUGGAUCCCACAAAUACUUAAAUUGCUCCUAAAGUAGCACGUGCAAAGCCUCAAGUCGGCCUAAACGUGCCUGUAACUGAAUACGCUCGCUAUCUUAAGAUGCCAAGUUCACUGCAAUACGUUCAGAAGUGUGUUCGUAUCCAGCGAGCUAAAGUUGAUAAGUCCAGGAAACAUAGCAAACCACAGCAGUGAACUGCAUAUUAUCGUGGAUCAGUUUUCUGUUUUGAGCUUUUAAAGGCAUAUCGAAGUUCCCUCAGAGUAGAAGAUUCUGUUUAAGAAGUUUAUGAGAACAUUUUUAAAUGGGCUCACGCAUAUGGGAGCCCUGAGCUAAUUGAGGAGUAGUUAUAGGUGGAUAAACCUCAGCCUUUGGGGUAUUAAGUUACUACACAAAUUGUGGGAAAACCUCUUUUUUUCUCAGUGUACGACUGAGGAGUCGUCUGAAGUUCGAUAUGUACGUGCUUAGGAAAGUAGUGGUUUGAAAUUACUACACUGAGAAUUAGCAAUCAAUGUAAA